This is a messenger RNA of Colletotrichum lupini, 1485 nucleotides long. RefSeq names its product F-box domain-containing protein. Lineage: Eukaryota; Fungi; Ascomycota; Sordariomycetes; Glomerellales; Glomerellaceae. The record is from RefSeq and is a predicted model, not a curated record. Bases 1 to 1485 code for a protein of 494 amino acids. The transcript is spliced from 2 exons.
AUGAAUGAGACUAUUCUUGGCCGCAUGUUGUCGAGGGGCGGGUGGACCUCGAGCAUCAAUAGCAUACUUGGCCAUCAAGCUUCCAGCAACACGGACAAGCCGGUGCCAAGUCGAGCGUCUGUCAUGUCCAAAUGGCUCACGAGAGAAUGCACUCUCGGCCCGCGUCACAACGGGAGCAAGCCCGCUUUCGUCGAAAUCGGCCAGACGCACUUCAUCGGCGGUUCUCCGAUAUCUACCAGCGACGAACGAAACAUUGUCUACACCGCAAUAUCGCACUCCCUGCCUUUGCAGGCAAAGCUACAAUCCACCCACUACAACGUGGGCACGGCCGACUGUCCUCCUCGCUCCGUCGCCAUUUGCCCUCAUCGUUCUUACGUCGCCUUUGGCAGCUCUUCGGCUAUCGAGAUACAUAACAAUGAUAGAAGUGCAAAGCAAAAUGCCCGCCGCUUUGCCUUGUCCACACCCAGCGACUACAUCUAUUUUCUUCCUCCGGGUGACGCAAACGACCCAAGACGCAAACUUCGCCUGAUCAGCGCCGCGUCAAUCUCAGACUGCCACGCCGGCUCGCUGCAAGACGUAUUGGGUGGUCUUGGCUUCAAUGAAAUCGACUUCACCCCCCAGGUCCCGGUUAUCAUCUCACGACUUGAGACGUCUGAACUAGAGGAAGACGCUUCGAACGUCUAUACCAUCAUGGAGCAGCAGUUGUCCGCCUCCCUCGGUCCCUUUGCCAAUCAAAGAAGCCAGUGGACAAGAACGGGAAGAGUCCUCCCAAGGCCUAGAUUAUCCACUGCCGACAACUAUCGAGCCGUGCCCUUGAGCGACGGGUCUCACAUCCUUUUUACAGACCCCAAGACUAGGUACCUGAGCCUGGUUUGUGAUGAUCCCAAAUGGUCGAGGGCUGGCAUUGUGACCAAGGUGAAGUUUUGUCCACCAGCGGCAGCAUGCGAAAGUGCGCCGCUCAUGUAUGCCGUUGGGAGGGACUUGGUACAUGGUGUGAGAAUUGCUGCCGUUUUCCCAACGACACGGUGGACGGAAGGAGAAGGGUUCCAACCAGGGGAGCAAAUUCUCGCUUUCUACACCAUCCCACCAGAUAUGUUCCGAGAUCUCUCAAACACUAACAGCCUCCUGAGUUUGGUCGACAGCCAAGGGGAACAUCAAUGGGCUCAUUGGUGGCCGACAUUGCAGCAUACAGUUCAGCAAUUUCUCAAAGCCAAGAACGGCGGAUUGAACAGCAAGGACAACCGGAACUCAAGGCCAAAGUUUCCAAUUGAUGUCUACGGCCAAGUCGUUGCCGUUUGCUCCGGCAUCGUCGACCUUUCGAUGGGAUCAGGCCCUGAUAUGAUGAUCUGGGCAUUUGGAAGAGAGGGCUUGGCUCGUUGCUGGACAUUGAACACCGGAAACACCAAGCUCGUGCGAAGGCAUGCAAUCUUGGGUGACGGAAGCAUGCGAAAGGUGGACGGCGAUGGGGAUUUGACGAUGUUGUAG